This is a messenger RNA of Boleophthalmus pectinirostris (great blue-spotted mudskipper), 2590 nucleotides long. It is a transcript of the gene ccm2, whose product is annotated as CCM2 scaffold protein. Gene Ontology annotation, biological process: vasculogenesis; heart development. The record is from RefSeq and is a predicted model, not a curated record. The transcript has 10 exons. Lineage: Eukaryota; Metazoa; Chordata; Actinopteri; Gobiiformes; Gobiidae. The coding region runs from base 328 to 1713 and encodes 461 amino acids.
UCUACGCCCAAAAUGGCGGCACGAUUGAAAAGUUUGGAGUCUCACUUUUUAUCACGGAUUUAUUUACGUGUAGGUUUUAGUGGUUUUGACCGGGGUAUGUUUUAAUCGGCGACCCGGAGGCGUUUCUUUGAAAUAAGAGGAGAGGAAAUGUUUAUCUUCUCCAGCGCUACAAGUUUUUUCCAGAUUUACAGUAAGGUAUGCUAGGCUAACUCUCAGGCUAGCAUUUUUAGACGAGUUUGAGAUUGAUUUGAGCACAAAAGUAUAUGAAGUGUGGUCAAAGCGGGUUGUCCGAGCUGAAACAAAUAUGAAGUGGACUGCGGCGUAGAGAUGGAUGAUGAUGUGAAGAAAGUGAAAAAGCCAGGUCUAGUGUCUCCAUUCAAGCGUGUCUUCCUGAAAGGAGAGAAGGGGAGGGACAAAAAGGCUCAGGAGAAGGCCACUGAACGCAGGGCCCUCCACACCUUCUCACUGUCACAACCAGACCACCGUAUUGACCCUGACAUCCUGCUCAAUGACUACAUAGAAAAAGAAGUCAAAUACCUGGGCCAGCUGACAUCAGUACCAGGAUACUUGAACCCUUCAAGCCGAACAGAAGUUCUCCAGCUCAUUGAUAAUGCAAGGAGGUCCCAUCAGUUGGCAGGCCAGCUGACAUGUGAACAGGACGCAGUGGUGAGUUUGUCAGCAUAUAACAUAAAACUGGUGUGGCGUGAUGGAGAAGACAUCAUCCUCCGAGUGCCUAUUCAUGAUAUUGCUGCUGUGUCCUACAUUAGAGAUGACUCACUGCACCUGGUUGUGCUUAAAACUGCACAAGAGUCAGGCGGUUCUCCCUGCCCCAGUUCAUGUCCUGAUCUAAACAAGUCCCAGACACUCAGUUCUUUAUCAGAGAGCGGAGGGGUGCUGGUAGAAGUGUGCUGCUUGCUGGUUCUUGCCGUUGAUAACAAGGCAGCGGCAGAAGAGUUGUGCCUUUUGCUAAGCCAAGUCUUUCAGAUUGUGUACACUGAAUCAACCAUUGAUUUCUUGGACAGAGCAAUUUUUGAUGGAGCAACUACUCCAAUCAGACAUCUUUCUCUAUGUAGUGAUGAUUCUUCAAGUAAAGUGGAUAUCAAGGAGCCCUUUGAAGCUGAUAUUAAUUCAUUCCCCUUUCAGGACUCUGUGGAGGCAGAAGGAAACUCUCCCUUAGCUUCGACCCCCACAUCGCCCCAGACAAAACCGGCCAGUGAAGGAGAGCUCAGUACAACAGCUGCUGAGCUGCUGCAGGACUACAUGACCACUUUACGGACAAAAUUGUCAUCUCAGGAAAUUCAGCAGUUUGCCACUCUGCUCCGUGAAUAUCGUAAUGGAGCUUCUAUUCACGAGUUUUGUAUUAACUUGCGUCAACUUUAUGGGGACAGCAGGAAGUUUCUUCUUCUUGGUUUGCGAGCCUUCAUUCCCGAGAAAGACAGUCAGCACUUUGAGAACUUUUUGGAGACCAUUGGAGUAAAGGACGGCCGAGGCAUCAUCACAGACAGCUUUGGUCGCUACAGGCGCACUGCCAGCUCCGCCUCAGAUUCAACAACCAAUGGGAACGGGGCAGCAGGAGGCAGCGGGGACAGUGUAGCAUCCGAUGAGGGCCAGGAGACUUCCGAGGGGGACGAGUGGGACCGUAUGAUUACAGACAUAAGCAAUGAUAUUGAGGCUCUGGGCUGCAGCAUGGACCAGGAGGCAGUCACCCCAUAGACACAUGAAGGUAGUCCAUCGUACUAACAUGUCCUCUCUGAGACUCAGUAAAGCCAAAUCAUGAAGCCACCAAUGCACUUAUCCAUACCAUCAGUAUGAACAGUUUGCAAUGCACCAUAUUUUAAAUUUAUUGAUGAUUUUGUUCUUGUGUAUUGGCAGUAUCUGCCACUGUUGUUAGAAAAGUAGCAGCUUUCCAGAGCAUGUAUUUAAACUGUAGUUCUGGAGGAGGACUGUGUGUGUGGAGGCUUUUGUGCGGUUUUAAGUCAGUCAGAGCUCUGUGAUUGUUUGAAGUAUUUUUUGUGUUGCUUACUGAGAGUGUAACAGUAAUAUGGCAUUUUUACACAUUUUAUGCAUUAUGUUUUGUUUAUCAGUGUUUACUCAUUUUUAUAUAUUAGCUUAUUUCAAACUGACCAAAUACUGUGCUGUACAACAAGUACAGUAUGUUGUAGCAUUUUUAUUUCAGAUUUCUACACAUAUGGCCUAGCUGUGUUCUCAGAUACAAGGUAGACAUGUUCAAAUCAAAUAUUACUCUUGCAGUAAUUGUAAUGGUGCAUAGCCUGUUCAAAUACAGAGAAUGAGGAAAAACUUGUACCGGUAUGUGUCCCCUAUUUGCAGGUUAAGGCACUGGCAACCCAGAUUCAGUUGUGAUUGUACUUCCUUUUUUAAACCAGGAAACAUGCUACAUACUGUACCUUCAGGCAAUUUAGAGAAGCAGACAAAGCCACAAGCCACUGGCUGAUGUAACUGAACAGAUAAUACUCUUGUCAAUCAUUCAUAUUAUAACUGUGUAUCCUUGUGCCUUUACUGCAGCAGCUGUAUGUGCUGUUUACAGAGUUAUGCUGAGAAAAUGCUGGUUAUUAAAUAACAAGUUAUUUUA